AUGUCGGCAUCGGUCAGCAUACCAAUCGGAUCAUUCCAUCCCUCGCUUUCAAACGAUGUUACCAUUUGCAUACAAGGAAUUGCGCCAGACAUCGGCGGAGCCGAACUGUUUUCUGCACGCUUCUUGUACCCAGCCAGUGAGAGGUCCCGCGUGAGGCGCCCGUAUCGGUCAGACUACCGGCGAAAUUCGGCAAGCAACGCUACGUCAGCGAGAAGGAUGCAUUGCGGGGUGACCAUCACAUGGAUUCCUCACAUGCGGAUGGAGUGUUCGUUGCCGUUUGUGGAGCCUAGCUGA
This is a messenger RNA of Bipolaris zeicola 26-R-13, 294 nucleotides long. RefSeq lists its product as uncharacterized. The transcript has a single exon. The coding region runs from base 1 to 294 and encodes 97 amino acids. NCBI's taxonomy places the organism in Eukaryota, Fungi, Ascomycota, Dothideomycetes, Pleosporales, Pleosporaceae. The record is from RefSeq and is a predicted model, not a curated record.